This is a messenger RNA of Echinostoma caproni, 705 nucleotides long. NCBI's taxonomy places the organism in Eukaryota, Metazoa, Platyhelminthes, Trematoda, Plagiorchiida, Echinostomatidae. The record is from the annotation of a GenBank genome assembly.
AUGGAGUACCCGGAGACUGUGAUUGCCGUGUGUAUAGGCGACCCACCGGACAUUGAUGCUGCUUCUGUCCGUGCCGCACAUCCUUCAUCCGGUUCGUCGGCCGAACUAUGUGCUGGAACGCAUGUGAAGAACACAGUAGACCUGGUCGAUCUGGUCGUGAUCGCAUUGCGCGGUCGAAAACAGGCUGUGAAACAGUUCGUCGGAGUUGUUGGCGACACAGCACGACAGGUCCGACUGUGUGGUAACCGUCUUCUGACGACCGCACAACAUCGUGAGGCACGUGUCUCGGAGCAUCCAAUAGAACUGUCUGAGCAUAUUGCCUGGCUCUCAUCGGAACUAGCGCAGCACUCCGAUCACCUGUCGUACGCAGAUCGUGAACUUCUUCAGGCUUGUUUAUUGCGCAUGCGCACUCAGAGAAAUUUGGGUCGUUCGAGUGUGCCAGACACCCAGCUGGAUCAACUGGUCAUUCAUCUUAGCCGGGCUAUCCGUGAGACGGAUGGCCUGAUCCGAAUGAACUCCAAUCCACCCUACCGACCUGAGUUGAUAGCUGAAGCGCUUAGCCAAAUCGAGCCUACACAAACGCUGGUCGUAUGUGCUGGCAAGCAUGCACUAUGCUACUUUCCACAACUAGUGCAUCUGUUGUGGCUCCCGAAGAACUAUAUUCUGAUGGAAAUUUUACCUCAGUUCACAGGCACAGGUUUGUAG